AUGGAGCAUCUUCAGCGCGGUCAGCAUCACGCGUCGUACGCCGGCGGCGGUGGUGGGAGGGAGGACUGCUGGACGGAGGAGGCGACGGAGGCGCUGAUCGAAGUGUGGGGGGAGCGGUUUGUGGAGCUGAACAGGGGGAACCUCCGGCAGAAGGACUGGAAGGAUGUGGCCAUGGCGGUGAAUGAGCAUCUGGUGGCCGUGGGGAAGCCCCGGAAGACGGAUAUCCAGUGUAAAAACCGGAUCGACACGCUGAAGAAGAAGUUCAAGCUCGAGAAGAGUAAGCCGGGGUCCUCCCGGUGGGCCUUCUACCCCCGCCUCGAAGAGCUCAUCUGUCCCGACACCUCCAGCCCCGCGGGCGACGGUGGCGGCAAGAAGCCACAGGGAUCCGUGGGGACGUCCACCAGAUCUCAACGCGACUCGCCGCUCAGCUUCACCAUCAAACGUAGGUCUCCCUCGAAUGCGAACCCUAACGCCGGUGCGUUCUCGGAAGGGUCCUCCUCUAGGUCUAAAAUGAACUCAUCGCCCGUCUCUAGCGAGAGUUCCCGGGGAGACGACGGCAGGGUGAAUAACGAUGGGGAUGGUGACGAGGAGGAGGGUAACGGUUCGUUCCACGGCAGGAAAGUUUUAUUAGGCAGGAGACGGCAGUGGGGGAGCUCGUUGGAUAUAGAUCGUCUGGUCGGUGGUGGAGGUGGCAACAGAGCCAGUGGAGGCAGUGGAGGAGUUGGAAUGGAUGGGGCGUUCGGGGAGCUGGCAAAGGCAAUUGUGAAAUUUGGCGAGAUUUAUGAAAGGGUAGAGAACUCGAAGCAGCAGCAGAUGCUGGAGUUAGAAAGGCAGAGGAUGGAGUUUGCGAAGGAGCUCGAGUUCCAGCGAAUGCAGAUGUUCAUGGAGGCACAGCUUGAGCUGGAAAAGAUGAAGCGCCCAAAAUAUUCUUCUGGUGCUGGUGAGGACACUGAUGUUACUUCUGCAUCCUUGUUUGGAAUACCCAUUUUUAUAUGCUUCCCUCACAAUAUUUCUCCUCUUUUGGUGAUUAUUGACUGUUGA
This is a messenger RNA of Spirodela intermedia, 1041 nucleotides long. NCBI's taxonomy places the organism in Eukaryota, Viridiplantae, Streptophyta, Magnoliopsida, Alismatales, Araceae. The record is from the annotation of a GenBank genome assembly.